UUGAGCGCCACUUACAACUCAUUUGUUUAUUUUACGACGUUGACGGUGAAAUAUCAGCUUGCAUUUCCGACAUCUCUGUAGAAACACAGACGGACGCGCUUUUGGAUAUGAAAUGAGUUUGUCAAGUUUGAAACGGUGGUGGGGCUUCGCUGUUGUUGACAGAGAGAGAGAGAUUCACGUUUGAACUCAGAGUGACUUUGGAGUGAACGAGCAUGGGCCGGCUAGAUGAUGCUGCCAAACACAAAGUAGUGGAGCUGCGGAAAGCCGGUCUUAGUUUUCGUAAGAUCAAAGCUGUGCUGGAACUGGAGAACAUCAAGGUUUCUGCUCAGGCCAUCUACUUGUACCUGAGGGAGCUUCAAGGAAGGCCACCAGGGAGGGUGAAGCCUGUAGAGGCUGGAAGCAACACACUGGCACCACGAGUGCAGGCCCGAACCAGCGCGUUACGAGAGAGCUGGAGCAACAUUCAUCUUCAGAACCUCAUACGGGACGCAUCUCAGCAUGCCGAGUUUGGAGCUCCAGACGACUAUUCCAAACAGGUGUCCACAAAUUCAGAGACUAGUGCUAAUCCAUCCUCAUCUGGGGAGACUAGUGGAAACAGCAGACCAGAGCGGCAACAUGAGCAGAGCAAGGAAGAGAACGACAUCCAGAUUAUUAGUGUCACUUCUCUCGCACAGCGCAGCCAGCCAACAAUUACCCAGUCAGCCAUAACAAGGACAGAAACCGGUCCUUUGUCUUCCACGCUUUCAGCUUCAGGAGCGUUGAUGAGGAGGAGAGUCACACCUUCUCCUGCCACCAACUCGAUGUUGGCGGCUCGAAAAAGACUCCUGGAUAAAGCUUUGUCACACAAGACCAAGUCCUUCCAGCAGGUGGCGUCAUUGCUGAGGAGAGAUCACUCCGGUGGCCAGAGCUCUGAUUUAGGCAGCACUCUCACACAGCAGCCUCAAAGCUACAGCCUGACAACAGAAAAGACUGUUCACGAGGGCCAGCCUGGAGGUAACGGUGCCCCCCGGCGCUUCCCCACUCAGAGACCAGGACCGAGUAUUCGCUCCCUUCAGCCCCUCCCUCGUGUCGGGAUUCAUCUUCCUAACCGCCCGCUGGUGACUUUGGCAGCCUCAGCACCUGGGACUGUUCUUCGACUGCAGUCCCCUAGGAGUCCGGGUGUGACGCACAGCGAGGGGAAUCCGAGCUCACAGCAGGCAGCCCAGGAUGCCAGAGGUAGAGGUACUUUACAGGACCAGAUCCACACUCUGGGCUCCGAGGUGCGGAGUCUGGCCCUGGCAGUGAAGAUGCUUGUGGAGCAGCAAUGUCGUCUAGAGAGGGAGCAGUCGCAGCAGACACAGAUUCAGAAGCAGAUCCUCAGCACUCUACAAACCCUUGCUUCCAAAACAGGAUACUGUAACAGUGUUCAGCGACCGCUCAACAAAACCCCCUCACCCUCCUCGCUGCCAGCAGCCUCUGUCUCUACCUCUUUUAGUCCAAACACCUUCAGUUUCACUCAAGGCGCGUACACCCAGUGCAGCCAAACUCAGCCGAGCUAUAACUCUUUAGGAAGUUUAGAAAACGUGGAGGCCUUUAAAGUGCCAGGACUCAGCCCAACAAACAUGAAUGGGUUUCCGCCGUGCAGCAGUGCAGAGAGCCUUCCUCUCACUCACACUUCCCCUCAAACAUAUGCAGCUGCAUACUCACAGCAAACCAAUCAGACACUCGUGCCGCCUUACACACAGUCGUACGUCUCGUCCUACAACCAGCCACACACUCAGACCUUCAGACCUCCAGAGACUAAGACGUCUGAUUUCUCAAGCAGCUGUUCAGCGAGGACUUUUCCCGACUGCAGCAUGUCUACACAGCAGGUCACGACCUCUAACCUCUCCUCUCACGAUCAGCAGGUCAAUAACAUCAAAGUGGAAGGACCUUAAGUCACGGUUCGGUAACCUUUAGGGCACUGCUGUGAUUGUCUUUACACUACUGUAGCAUUUGAGACACGUUCUUUAAACCUUAUGUAGCCUUUUUUUCAUUAUUUGUUUUCCAAAGAUCGUUUUCAAAGAAAACAGCAAUAGAAUAACCAGAUCACCACGUUUUCCUUAUUGUGUAAUAAUUUCUUUUUAACAGAUUUUUAAAACUUAAAAGCGUUUUCAGUUUUUCUUGUACAUUUUUGUAUUCAAUUGUCUUAAGUCAGCAGUAUAUCUGACGUGAACUGUUCAUAUUCAAAACAGCGUGAGCGGAAUAAAAAACUAGCUGAAUUUGACUCAAGUGUCUUUAAAUAGUGUGUACGUGCGUGCGUGCAUGUCUCUUCAGACCCACCUGAGCAGGUUACCAUCCAGAGGAAGACCUCUGGGUCCUGGAGGAUCUCCCCUGUUGUCACAGCUGAGGAUGUAGAGAGAGAUGGAGUCUGCCAAGUAUGAUUCAGUUUCAAGGAGGGAAACACGCAAAUUAGAAAAGCAACACUUUCACAGUCCAGUUCUGCUGAAAUGAAAGAUCUACCCCCUCUCAUUGUUGAUUUCUGCAUAGAUCUGCAGAGCUCCCCCUAAAGAGAUGUGAGCAUUCGCACAGUUACUAAAACCAGCAAGCAGAAGACAAACGUUUCAAACAUCCUUGUGGAUUUAAUGAGCAACAAGAUGAAGUAGCCCUGGAAAGUGUUGGGCUACCUCAAAUCUACAUUCUCAGUUUUCUAUGCAUUAUGUUGUUUAUACAUGUUUUAAGUUAAUGUCAUAUUAUUGUUUUUGUGUAGCCUACUUUAUUAAGGUUUUAUUUUGAUCAUUUUGAAGUUAAAAUCAAAAGCUAUGGAGGAUUUCUAUAUUUAGAUAAUAAAUCCUGCUUUUGGGAAGAAGUAACGGCUUUAAAGAUGUUUUAUCCCCAAAAUGUAUUUUAGACCGCAGACUUGUAAAUAUUAGGUUGUUCCUUUGAAUAGAUGCAUAUUCACGAGGUGAGAAAAUGUAUUUUUAAGUCUAUCAACUGAUUUUCAUUGGCAUUUGUCAGUUUAUCAAUUAUCUUAUGUGUGCUGAGUUAUUUGACUCAACUACUAAUUGUUGCUAUAAGCUGUAGCGUACCAAAGGCCAACUAUUAGAUUAUUUGUCCACUAUAAGGUCAGAGGUCAUCUCACAGAAGUAUCCAGGCUGGUCCACCUGCCCAGAGUAUUGUGUGACACAUCUUAACUGUACUGGUCUCCAAACCAGUAAACUAACUGCUCUACAACCUUGUUGCCAAGAAGGGAAGCCAUAAUAAACCCUUCUCCUGAUUCCCUUUAUCUUAGCUGAAACCAAUGGUCUCCUAGCCUGGCAAGCCAGACUAAAUAAAUGUAUUAUUUAGUCGCAACGCUCCAUUGACGGCUCUCGGUUGUGGGGCGGGUUCUACCGUUGUCUUUCAAAUGAUCUCCGCAUUCCACUGGACAAUGAAUGUGACAUACUCGUGUUUCACUCUGUUGCAUCAUCCCACCCACAAGGCACAUAGAGUGCCCUGAUUGGCCCACAAAGCGGAUAAAGCUCUGUGAUUUUUUCACUAAGCAGAUAGAGCACUAUGAUUGGCCCACCAUUAUGGACCAAUCACAGCUCUUUAUGUGUUUGAAACCCCUCUAGAGAGCUGUGAUUGGCCAGCCAGAAUGCUGUUGGGGCUGCAGAGGUUCCAGUGGAGCAUUCCUAGACCAGGCUAAUGUACAUGUCCCUUUAGGGGCUCCGUAAUUUUCCACCCUGAUUUACAAAUAAAUUCUUUAAAAAUCC
Nothobranchius furzeri (turquoise killifish) is the source of this 3713-nucleotide messenger RNA. RefSeq lists its product as uncharacterized. Lineage: Eukaryota; Metazoa; Chordata; Actinopteri; Cyprinodontiformes; Nothobranchiidae. The record is from RefSeq and is a predicted model, not a curated record.